Molecule: messenger RNA, 1922 nt
Organism: Gadus morhua (Atlantic cod)
Lineage: Eukaryota; Metazoa; Chordata; Actinopteri; Gadiformes; Gadidae
Gene: ccdc59
Product: coiled-coil domain containing 59
Exons: 4
Coding region: 428-1480 (350 amino acids)
Cellular component (GO): nucleus
Source: RefSeq, a predicted model, not a curated record
UUAGCCUGCCCCACACAUCGUGAGUGUAGAACUCCACCGUAUGAGCGUUAGCGAUGCUCAGCGCUAUUGACAGAAACCGCCUUACUUCGUCUAUCCGUGCCCGAAUAUCUGAGGGAGAAUCCUUCAAAGAAGACAUUGAAACUCUUCAAAGAGGGCACUUGAAGAGUACUUGAUAUUAGCGCACGAACGGUGUGUGCCACAAGCCCAAAGCAGUUUCAGACAUGAGCAGUUGAAAAAGGAACCGAUGGAUCCAGGUGGACGAGCCCACGUCAGUUUAGUUGUCUGAAGUUGAUUUUAAUGUCUGGCUUGGUUUGCAUACGUCAUCAACCUGCGUCGGAAAAAUAGAUGCAUGCUGGUGUAGCGUGGAAAUAGUAAACAAUAUUUGAUCAUAUCUGGAAUGACUUCACUGCGCUAGAGACAAGACAAGAUGAAUCGAGGGAACUUUGCGGGGAGAGCUGGUAACAACAGAGGUGGUCCCACGAACAGAGGGGGUCCCACCAACAGAGGUGGUCCCACUUACAGAGGGGGUUCCACUAACAGAGGAGCUGGUGGUCCCACUUACAGAGGAGCUGGUGGUCCGACUUAUAGAGGGGGUCCCACAAACCGUGGUGGUCCGACUUACAGAGGGGGUCCCACAAACCGAGGUGGUCCGACUUACAGAGGUGGUCUCACAAACCGUGGUGGUCCGACUUACAGAGGGGGUCCCACAAACCGAGGUGGUCCCAACAAGAGGAAAUGGGUCCAGGACAACAAGACAUUCGAGGGGAGCUUGAGUGAAGGUCAAGGGUUUGCUUUUAGGCUUAAGCAAAAAGUCCAACAUGAGUACAACAAACUUCUGACGAAGGAGAGGAGGAAAAAGCUUCAACCCAAAUCCCAGCUCAAGGAGGAAUACCCCGAGCAUCUCAGACAUCUGUACGAGGCCGAAAGCACCAAGCUGAAAAACGAAGCUCUUACAAAUAGAUCCAAAAGAUCUCUUGCCCGAUUCAGUGUUCAGUCAGAGACGCAAGACACAGACAGCCCUGUUGUGAAGGAGGCUGACACGCAACAAGCAGCCAGCACAGAAUCCACCGCUGGGAGCGGAGCUGUUACCGACCAGGGAGACGGCACAGCCGUGAAGGCUGAAGCGCCAGCGCUGAAGGCUGAAGCGCCAGCGGCCACAGAGGAACAAAAGGAGGACUCUCCGGAGCCGGCCAAACCGCUGCCCGUUAUUCCCAUGAGCAACCGCAUGAAGAGGAAACUGACGAGGAAGUCCUCCUACCAGGUCGCACAAGAGGAGUUUCAGGAGGCCAAUGAAAAGAGAAAGAAGAAGAAUGAGGAGUUUCUGACGAACAAGCAGAAGAAAGAGACUGCCAUCCAGAAAUACAAGGACAAGAAGAAAGAGAUGUUUCAGGUUUUGAGCAAAAAGACCAAGAAAGGACAGCCCAACCUCAACCUGCAGAUGGAGUACCUGCUCCAGAAGAUCCAAGGACCUCAGAAGUGACCCCAGGACCGGAAGGAGGAUUUAAUUUCUGGACUGUCGUCCUCUCCUGUUCUAUAACAAUGUGUCGAUCAAUAGUUGAUUCUGUUCACAAUUCGAGUGAGCAGUCUGAGUUGCAUCUGAGAGGGGCAUUUAUGUUAUCCUCAUUGACCUGAAUAAAUGCAUUUGGGCGUUGGAUUCUAGGCAACAACACUUCGUCCAAAUGAUGGUGUAUUUUAAAUUGUCUACCACAAGAUGGCGUGUGACAACAGGGAGUCACGAGUGUCCGAGGAAACUUCAACAGUGAAGUGUCGGGUCAGUCCCCCCAAACCUGAAGUUCAAAAUCCUAUUUUUCGGAUUGCCCUGCUGUUUUUUUUAAAACGUUUUUUAAUUAUUACUUUGGAGCUUGAAAUGUUUUUGAAAAAAAGAUGACUUGUAAUGACUAAUAAAUAUAUAUCAUCCUUUA